Messenger RNA from Alnus glutinosa, 1399 nucleotides. RefSeq names its product protein trichome birefringence-like 34. Gene Ontology annotation, cellular component: Golgi apparatus. Gene Ontology annotation, molecular function: O-acetyltransferase activity. Bases 142 to 1356 code for a protein of 404 amino acids. The transcript is spliced from 5 exons. The record is from RefSeq and is a predicted model, not a curated record. NCBI's taxonomy places the organism in Eukaryota, Viridiplantae, Streptophyta, Magnoliopsida, Fagales, Betulaceae.
UUCAGCAAACUACCCAAAACUGAAAUUCCACUACUCCUAAUUCAUGAAAAGUGAUUCUCACCUACCGCUAGAAACUUCAAAAAGGACGAAGCUAGCAUAGAAUCCCCACACACGGAGAAUUAAGGAGAAGUUGAUAGAUCAAUGGCGAAGAAAACCCAAAUGGUUGUUGGAACGUGGGGAAUCAGAAGCAGCGUCCAUUCCCUUAUCGGCCUCCUCCUCACCCUCCUAAUCAUCACCGCCGUUUAUCUUACCCAAGACAGUACUGGACGGCCAUCGGAAGACAGAACCUGCAGCGGCGAUGAUUCAUUGUCGCACUGCAAUUUGUUUUCAGGCAAGUGGGUGUUUGAUAACCAAACUUACCCUCUGUACAAGGAGAACCAGUGCACAUUCAUGUCUGAUCAGUUGGCUUGUGGGAAGUUUGGGAGAAAAGACUUGAGCUAUCAGAACUGGAGGUGGCAACCUCACCAGUGCAACCUUCCUAGGUUCAAUGCCACAGCGUUGCUGGAGAGACUGAGGAACAAGAGGCUUGUGUUUGUUGGAGAUUCCCUGAAUAGGGGCCAGUGGGUGUCCAUGGUUUGCCUGGUUGAUUCAUCGAUCCCUCCAACGCUUAAAUCAAUGAACGGCAAUGGCUCACUAGUCUCCUUUAAGGCCAUUGAAUACAAUGCAUCGAUUGAGUUCUACUGGGCUCCGUUGCUAGUGGAAUCGAACUCCGACCAUCCAGUGAACCACCGGUUACCAGAUCGGAUUGUGAGAGUGAAGGCAAUUGAGAAGCAUGCUAGGCAUUGGACCGACGCAGACAUACUCGUGUUUGAUUCCUACCUCUGGUGGAGAAGGCCCCAAAUGAAUGUCUUGUGGGGAUCAUUCGAAAGCCCUCAUGAUGCGAUUUACAAAAAGGUAGAGAUGCUGCGGGUCUAUGAGAUGGCUAUGAGGACAUGGUCUGAUUGGUUGGAAGUCCACGUUAAUAGAACCAAGACCCAAUUGUUUUUUGUUAGCAUGUCACCAACUCAUGAAAGGGGUAAAGAUUGGGGUGGGGGUGAAAAUUGUUACACAGAAACAGAGCUAGUUUCAAGAGAGGGGUACUGGGGAAGCGAUUCGGAUCCAAAAAUGAUGCGGGUGGUUGAAACCGUGCUCGAUGAAUUGAAAACGAGAGGAGUGAAUGUGCAAAUGCUUAACAUCACGCAGCUGUCAGAAUACAGAAAAGAAGGCCAUCCAUCCAUCUACAGGAAGCAGUGGGAGCGGCUAACCGAAGACCAAAUAUCUGAUCCCAGCAAUUAUGCAGACUGUAUACAUUGGUGCCUCCCCGGAGUGCCUGAUGUCUGGAACGAGUUCCUCUAUGCUUAUAUUGUUCAUCAAUGACGAUACUCCAAUUCGAAAUAAAAUUCAUCACAGGUUUCUACUC